Messenger RNA from Anopheles marshallii, 543 nucleotides. Its product is annotated as enhancer of split malpha protein-like. The transcript has a single exon. Gene Ontology annotation, biological process: sensory organ development; Notch signaling pathway. The record is from RefSeq and is a predicted model, not a curated record. Lineage: Eukaryota; Metazoa; Arthropoda; Insecta; Diptera; Culicidae. The coding region runs from base 1 to 543 and encodes 180 amino acids.
AUGUAUUCGUACGCCGUGAACAACGCUGCCUGCAGCAGCAACAACAGCAUCAACGAGAACCGCUACAACAGCGAAAAGUUGGCCAAAUCGUCGGCCGUCUACCGGCUGAAGAAGAUCCUGAAGCCGCUGGUGACGCUCCUCAAGAGCAAAAGCAAAGCACAGUCAGUGAAGUCGUGCAGCGGCAACAGUGCCUACGUCGAUCAGCGCCGCUCCAUCGUCAGCUACAUCGAUGAUUUCGACUGCGAUUACGACAACUCUGCCAACGAGCGGCUCGAGGCGGAGCUGGUCGCGGAACUGGAACAGUGCCAUGCCACCGAUGCCGCCAUCCUGGUGCUGGAGGAUCAGCAACUGCGCCUGCAGCCGGUACUGCCCGAGGAGCUGUACGUGCCGGUGCACUUUGCCCGCACCGAGGCCGGCACCUUCUUCUGGACGACCAUGCCGGCCCGGGAGGUCGACGAGGACCUGAUACAACCGGCCCACUGCUACAGCGAGGAGCAACAGUACGCCCAGCAGGCGUACGGCGACCGUUGGGCACAAGCCUAA